AUGGCAGGGACUGACGGAAACCAAGAUAUCGAAGGUAAAAUCGGCGUGACAGAUAUUGUCAUCAUCGUCAUCUAUUUCGUCUUCGUCAUCAUUGUCGGUUUAUGGUCUAUGUACAGAACCAACAGGGGCAAUGCCAGCGGAUACUUCCUUGCAGGACGAUCAAUGUGGUGGUUACCGAUUGGUGCAUCAUUAUUUGCGAGUAACAUUGGAACCGGACAUUUUAUCGGAUUAGCAGGGACAGGUGCAGCAUCGGGACUAGCAGUGGCCGCUUAUGAAGUUAUGUCAGGAUAUGCCAUUCUUCUAUUGGGAUGGAUCUUUCUACCUGUCUACGUCUCUUCUGGGGUCUACACGAUGCCCGAGUAUCUCCGUGUUCGUUAUGGAGGUCAGCGACUUCGGAUAGCGAUGUCUAUCCUCGCACUAUUCCUUUAUGUAUUUACAAAAAUAUCCGUUGAUAUUUUCGCUGGAGCAGUAUUCAUUCAACAGGCUUUUCAGUGGAACAUAUACGCUUCAAUAUUCGUGCUCUUAGCUGUAACUGCUGUUUACACCAUUACAGGUGGCCUUGCAGCAGUGAUCUAUACGGACACUCUUCAAGUUUUGAUCAUGCUUAUUGGCGGUUCAUAUCUCAUGGUAACAAGCUUUAUCAAGAUAGGGAGCCUGGAACAACUAAGGCUAGAAUACAUGCAGUCCAUUCCAUCUUCCACACUGAACGAUACGGAUUCCACCUGCGGAUACCCGAGACAAGACGCCUUUAGUAUGAUCCGGGAUGCAACUACUUCGGAUCAACCAUGGCCCGGGACCGCUCUUGGUAUCAUGGUGAUAGGUACUUGGUACUGGUGUACUGACCAGGUCAUCGUACAACGUUCCCUUGCAGCGAAGAAUGUCACACACGCGAAGGGCGCCUCUAUCGUCGCAAGUUACCUCAAAUUCCUCCCACAAUUCCUCAUCGUGAUGCCAGGAAUGAUCGCUCGAGUCCUCUAUACAGAUGAGGUCGCAUGUACAGACAGUGAAUCGUGUAUGAAGUAUUGCCAGAACCCAACCUCGUGUUCAAACAUAGCAUACCCUCUGCUCAUCCUGAGACUCAUGCCAAUCGGUGCUCGUGGGUUGAUGAUGGCCGUCAUGAUAGCCGCCUUGAUGAGCUCAUUAACAUCCAUAUUCAACAGUGGGAGUACCAUUUUCACCAUGGACCUGUGGCGCCGCCUACGUCCGAAUGCGAAGAACCGAGAGUUGAUGAUAGUAGGAAGGCUCUUCGUCCUUGUCCUCGUUGCCAUCAGUAUCCUGUGGGUUCCCAUAGUCCAGGUAGCACAAGGUGGCCAACUCUUCCAGUACAUCCAGUCUCUGCAAUCUUACUUUGCUCCACCUAUCUUUGUCUGCUUCGUCUCGGGAGUAAUCUCAGUCAGGACCAACGAGAAGGGAGCCUUUUGGGGUUUCUCCAUCGGCGUUGUUCUUGGUGUGAUACGGAUGAUCCUUGACAUUGUCUAUCCUGCACCAGCCUGUGGAUCGCAGGAUGGCCGACCUUCGGUUGUCAAGAAUGUCCACUUCCUCUACUACAAUUGCAUCGUGACCUUGGUGUGCCUGGUUGUGACUUGGACCAUUAGCCUGUUCACCUCUAAACCUACACUCGAUCAGGUACUUGGCAAGACUUUCUGGACCCGUGGAAUGAAAUCCCAAGAAGACGGGCAAAAUCACAACGGCACUUUAACCACUCACUUAGGGAAUAAUAAAACCGUGAAGGAUGUCCGGAAAAGACUCGUAAUGCAAGAAAAAACGCCAACCCACGUUCCUAUAGAGAGUUCCCAAACUGUUCAACUUUCAACUCAAAAGCAAAGAGAGAAAAGGGGCAAGUAUUACAAUUCUUACAUGUCAUGA
Messenger RNA from Lytechinus variegatus (green sea urchin), 1866 nucleotides. Its product is annotated as sodium/myo-inositol cotransporter 2-like. Gene Ontology annotation, biological process: transmembrane transport. Gene Ontology annotation, cellular component: plasma membrane. The transcript is spliced from 14 exons. The record is from RefSeq and is a predicted model, not a curated record. NCBI's taxonomy places the organism in Eukaryota, Metazoa, Echinodermata, Echinoidea, Temnopleuroida, Toxopneustidae. Gene Ontology annotation, molecular function: D-glucose:sodium symporter activity. The coding region runs from base 1 to 1866 and encodes 621 amino acids.